CCAUAUCCUCGCCGUGGUCGUGGUCAUCACAAUCACCAUCACCACCAGGUUCUAAUUGUCCUUCUCACUUUACACCGACACUCUUACCCGUUACCAGUCUGUGCUCUCCUACUAAUUAUUAUUCUUCGUCUUAUUUCAUCUCACAGUUACUUACACCAAUUAAAUCAACACAUCAACAUUUAAGUGUAAAAGGGCGUAAUGAUAAUAAUGCGAUGUGCUGAUGAUCUGAUCAGCUAAAAUACACACAAGCUCUCAUGUUCUCUUACGUCAAGUGUCCAGUGUGUCAAUAGAAUAAUAUUUUUGUUUUCAUCCAACCGCUAUUUAUUCAAAAUGCAUAAGUUGAAAUUCUCACAGAAGGACAAAGUUAAAAAGUUUAUAACUUUUACUCAAACUGGUGAGCAGACUGCGAUUUAUUGUCUCGCUCAAAAUGACUGGAAAUUAGACUUGGCGAGUGAUAAUUAUUUUCAAAACCCAGAUGCUUAUUACAAGGAACCGAAGAAUUCGGUUGAUAAAAAAAAAUUGGAGAUUUUGUACACUCGGUAUCAAGAUCCCAAUGAAACGAAUAAAAUAACAGAAGAUGGCAUCAUGAAGUUCUUGGAUGACCUGGGGUUGAGUCCAGAAAGCAAAUUGGUGCUGAUAAUAGCAUGGAAGUUUAGAGCGGAGGCUCAAUGUGAAUUUUCGAAGGACGAAUUUAUGAAUGGAAUGGUUGAGUUGAGCGUAGACAGUGUAGACAAACUAAAAGCCAGGUUGCAUAGUCUGGAGAAUGAACUAAAAGAUCCACUGAAAUUCAAAGACUUUUACCAUUUCACUUUUAAUUAUGCGAAAAACGCAGGGCAGAAAGGACUGGAUCUGGACAUGGCCAUUGCGUACUGGAAUAUUGUCAUGAAAGAUAAAUUUAAAUUUUUAGAUCUCUGGUGCCAAUUUUUGCAGGAACAUCACAAGAGAUCGAUUCCAAAAGACACGUGGAAUCUUUUACUAGACUUCGCUUCAAUGAUAAACGCCGACAUGAGUAAUUACGACGAAGAAGGAGCCUGGCCGGUGCUCAUUGAUGAUUUUGUAGAAUGGGCACAGCCUCGGGUUCGUCAAUCUCACUAAUAAACCUCCACCUCUAGCUCUAAUACAUUUUUACAAAAAAAAAAUGUUGUAUCAUUUAAUUAUUUAAAUAAUUAUUUAUUCCAUGUUAUUGUUGAAGGGAACUUGAAACUAGUUAUAAAUUAAAUAACAAAGGAAUUUACGGUUUAUAUCUUAUCAAUAGUUGAUCUAUUUUUAAAAACUACGUGAUAAUCCAGUUGGCACGCUAUCGCCCCCCCCCCCUCUUUUAACUCUCACUAUUGUUUAAUAAUAAUUCGAUUUAUUAAAAUAAAAAACAAUUUCACUGCGCUUACGAUCCACGGAGUUGAGCAGCAAAUAAAAAUGAUAAAUUUUUAUUCAGUUGCCAAUUAAAUAUCAGUGUCGCUCAACAAUUAAAAAUAUUUAUAAGCAUUUUCAGUUGCAUUACAAAAAAAUAUAAAUUAAUGAGUAUAAUUUUUUUUACUUUGUCUUCUCUCAUUUAAAACUAGACCGAUAAAAAAAAAAUUAAGCUUCGAUUUUCUUGCGUGUGUAUAUAGACGUAUUAGUAAUUAUUCUGUUAUCAAUGUAUUUACUUGUCAUAUAUUUAAAUAAUUUUUUUUAAAUACACUUGUAAAAAUACAUAAACAGAAUAUUAUUUAAUAUAUAAUUUUAUCGGUUUUUAUGCUUGAAUAAUUUUUUUAUUUUUUUCUAAGAUUCUUAAAUAUUUUUUUUUUUUUAAAUAAAAAGACUUAAUGAGUUUGAAAAAUAAAAUUUGAACGUAAUUAACAUUAAUUAGUUUACGCUAGUUGUAAUGUGUAUUAUAUUACUUUAAGGACAAAGAUAACUGAAGAGAAAAUGAUAAAAUAAUAAUUUUAUCUUAUAUAUUCUUUAAUAAAUAUAAUAAUAAGUAUGGACGAAUGUGUGGGUAUUGGAGUUGAUAUUUUUGAGCUUAAGGGCAUUCUCAGAUACACUGCCCGUCUCUUUUUAAAAAUAUGUAAUUACAUUCAAAUGUCAAGCGUAUCAAUUUUAUCAAUUAGUAAAAAAAAAAAAAAAAAUUGAAGCAUUGAUUGAAAAAAAAAAAGAUUUCGCUGCGAUUUUUAAAAAAUUACUUUCAGUAGAAAUUAAUUGGGAGUCAAACAAAAUUUGGGAAAUAAAUUUCAGUAAAAUCUUCAUGUCAAUUUUAUUAUUAGAAUUUUAAAAUUUUUUAGGGUAAAGUUCAUUAAAAAAAUUUCGUUUUACUCCUAAUUGAUGAGAACCAAGUCAUUUUUUUUUCUAUCUCAGUUAAUUGCAAUCACGUCGUCCUUUUUUCAAGUAAUGUUUUAAUUUUUAUUUUAUUAAUUGAUUAAAAAUUUUGAUACGCUUGAAAAUUUGUAAGAAGUGGAGGCAGUUUUUGAGAAUGGCCUUAAAUUUGAUAAAUAGUUACUAGAAAAAAUAAAAAAGUUAAUGAAACUUGCUUGUAAAUGUUAAAUUAAAUUUUGAGCUAUUAGAUUUCUUUGUAAUCUUUAACAAAAAAUAUAAAAAAUUGAAUUUAACGUAACGAAUUGUUGGCAGGCUACAACAUGAUAUUUUUUGGACGUCUUAGACUUGUAUUUUGUUAAUAAGUAAAAGGUUGAAUAAAUAUUUACCAGAUAAACAUUAUUUAAAUAAACUUUUACGUUUAAGUACUUUGAGAGAGUGACUUUGUAUAUAAUGUAAAUAAGUAUAACGAUAUUGAAGUACAGUAUGAAGUAGUUUUAAAACUUUGCUGUUUCAAAAAUUUAAAAAAAUAAACAAACUAAAAC
Microplitis mediator is the source of this 2831-nucleotide messenger RNA. It is a transcript of the gene SCCRO, whose product is annotated as DCN1-like protein 1. Gene Ontology annotation, molecular function: cullin family protein binding; ubiquitin conjugating enzyme binding; ubiquitin-like protein binding. The record is from RefSeq and is a predicted model, not a curated record. The coding region runs from base 331 to 1095 and encodes 254 amino acids. Gene Ontology annotation, biological process: protein neddylation; positive regulation of ubiquitin-protein transferase activity. Lineage: Eukaryota; Metazoa; Arthropoda; Insecta; Hymenoptera; Braconidae. Gene Ontology annotation, cellular component: ubiquitin ligase complex. The transcript has 5 exons.